GAUAUGUUAUGGCUGCUCUCCGCUCGCUCCCGACCCGCACACUUCGGCUGCUCUGACGCGGCAGGUCUCCCUUCUCUGGAUAUGUUCGGGUUCGAGGAGAAGAAGCCGCUCAGGAGCCAGACUUUAAAGGAAACAUACGAGGCGUCGGAGUAGAGGAAGGUUUCCCACAGGUCUCGCUUGGAUAACUAGCUGCUCUUCUUCUGGCAAACCAUUCAGACCCACUGUUGUUUGAUGACAGAAAAGACCGCCCCGUUGCCAUGACGAUUGAGGAGGAGGAGGGCCUGACACCGGCCUCCGCUAUCGUCGGGGUAACGCCGACCCCUGUCGUCUUCACGACGACCACGGCAUGGGAAGAUGGCGGCGGUGGCGGCGGCGGCCGAGCCUUCGCUUUCUCCUCUCCACGACAGCACUCCCCCACUCCCCGCCUCUCUCCGAGGGAGCAGGAGGAGGAAGAGGAGGAAGGGAUGAUGGAGGUGGACUGGAUCGAAGAGGACAUAGUGGAGGAGGAGGAGGAGGAGGAGAUGGGCCGGUGUGACAGUGAAGUAGGGUGUGACCACCACGAUAAUGAUGAUGAUGAUGAUGAUGAUGACGAAGGAAGCAGUGAUGCCAGUGUGCUGGUGGUCCCCCACCCUGAGAUGGUUCCCGUGGUCUUCUUCUGCCUCAAGCAGACCACCUUCCCCCGCAGCUGCUGCAUCAGCCUCGUCUCCAGCCCGUGGUUCGAGCGUGUCACUAUGAUGGUGAUCCUGCUGAACUGCGUGACGUUGGGGAUGUACCAGCCCUGCGAGAACAUCGACUGCAACUCGCAACGCUGCAAGAUUCUGCAGGCCUUCGAUGCGUUCAUCUACAUCUUCUUUGCGCUGGAGAUGGUGGUGAAGAUGCUGGCACUGGGGAUUCUGGGUCGUCGCUGUUACCUGGGUGACACAUGGAACCGCUUGGACUUCUUCAUCGUCAUGGCCGGUAUCGUGGAGUACUCCCUGGACCUGCAGAACGUUAACUUCUCCGCCAUCAGGACAGUGCGGGUACUGCGGCCGCUCAAAGCCAUCAACAGAGUGCCAAGCAUGCGUAUCCUGGUCAACCUGUUGCUGGACACGCUGCCCAUGCUAGGCAACGUGCUGCUCCUCUGCUUCUUCGUCUUCUUCAUCUUCGGCAUCAUCGGGGUGCAGCUGUGGGCGGGGCUCCUGAGGAACCGCUGCUACCCCGCCGAGAACUUCACCCUCAACAUGGGCGUGCGUCUCCCCCGGCCCUACUACAUGGCGGACGAGGACGACGAGCGGCCCUUCAUCUGCUCGCUGCCCGUGGACAACGGCAUCAUGGCGUGCAGCGACGUGCCGGCGCGGCGCGAGGGCGGCCGCACCUGCUGCCUGGACAAAGAGGACGCGCUGUACCGCCGCUCGCUGGGCCUCAGCCCCGACCCCCCGCCCGUCAUCGCCAACGGUAGCCACGGCAACCCGGGGCUGUGCGUCAACUGGAACCAGUACUACACCCGCUGCCAGACCGGACACAGCAACCCGCACAAGGGCGCCAUCAACUUUGACAACAUCGCCUACGCCUGGAUCGUCAUCUUCCAGGUCAUUACCCUGGAGGGCUGGGUGGAGAUCAUGUACUAUGUGAUGGAUGCUCACUCCUUCUACAACUUUAUCUACUUCAUCCUGCUCAUCAUCAUCGGCUCCUUCUUCAUGAUCAACCUGUGCCUGGUGGUCAUCGCCACCCAGUUCUCGGAGACCAAGCAGCGGGAGCACCAGCUCAUGCAGGAGCAGCGCGCCCAGUGCCUGUCCUCCUCCACCCUGGCCAGCCAGCCGGGGGACUGCUACGAGGAGCUCUUCCAGCUCGUCUGCCACGUGCUGCGCAAGGCGCGCCGUCGCGCCGUCACCCUCUUCAACGCCAUGCGGGGGAAGCCCAGAGGCUUCCGGGGGCCGGGCAGGGGGGGAGGCGGGGGCGGAGGGGGAGGAGGAGGAGGGGGAGGAGGGGGAGGGAGGGGAGGCGGAGGGAGGGAGAGGAGGGGGAACCGAGGAGGAGCGGACAGCCGGGAGAUGAGGAGGCCUGUGCGACCCGCCUCCUAUUGCCCAGACUACAACAAACCCGACCAUGUGACCCCAGCCGAGCCAAUGGCACUGGACGUGGCCGUGCCCGUGUCGCUCGGCGCCGCUGGAGCUGCGGGGCCCGGCGACGGCGGACCGGCCAAUGAGGCGGCGGGGGAGGCGGAGAUAGAGGAGACGGACGGGGAGGGGGGCCGAUGCUGCGGCCGGAGAAAGGGGGAGAAAGGCGGGGGGUGCCACCCCCGACGGCGGUGCCAGGGGCUGUGGUACGAGGUCCGGGUGAAGCUCUGGAGCAUCGUGGAGAGCAAGUACUUCAACAGAGGCAUCAUGAUCGCCAUCCUCAUCAACACCAUCAGCAUGGGCAUCGAACACCACCAACAGCCAGAGGAGCUGACCAACGUCUUGGAGAUCUGCAACAUCGUCUUCACCAGUAUGUUUUCGCUGGAGAUGAUCCUGAAGAUCACGGCAUUUGGCUCCUUCAACUACCUCAGGAACCCCUACAAUGUGUUUGACAGCAUCAUCGUCAUCAUCAGCGUGUGUGAGAUCGUGGGCCAGUCGGACGGGGGUCUCUCCGUGCUGCGGACCUUCCGCCUGCUGAGGGUCCUGAAGCUGGUGCGCUUCCUGCCGGCCCUGCGCCGGCAGCUGGUGGUCCUGAUGAAGACCAUGGACAACGUGGCCACCUUCUGCAUGCUCCUCAUGCUCUUCAUCUUCAUCUUCAGUAUUCUAGGGAUGCAUAUCUUUGGCUGUAAGUUCAGCCUGAGGACGGAGACGGGGGACACAGUGCCGGACAGGAAAAACUUUGACUCUUUGCUCUGGGCCAUCGUCACCGUGUUCCAGAUCCUCACCCAGGAAGACUGGAACGUGGUGCUGUAUAACGGCAUGGCCGCCACCUCCCCGCUGGCCGCGCUGUACUUCGUCGCUCUGAUGACCUUCGGGAACUACGUCCUCUUCAACCUGCUGGUGGCCAUCCUGGUGGAAGGUUUCCAGGCAGAGGGUGAUGCUAACCGUUCCUACUCUGACGACGACCGCUCUUCGUUCGACGAGAGCGAGAAGCACAACGACUCCCUGAAGCUCUCAGACCCCAAGAUAUGCACCCUGACACCCAACGGGCACCUGGAGCUGGGGGGCUCCCUGGCCCACGCCUCGGACCCCCGCAGCCUGGUGCUGGACUCACGCAAGAGCAGCGACAUCAGCCUGGGAAGAGCCAGUCUGGACCGGAGGUCCCUCUCCCUGCGACACGCCCGCAGUUCCAUGUACCACAAUUGGGGGCGCCCUCUCCCUCCACAGUCGGCCUGGAGCCGCAGGUCCAGUUGGAACAGCCUGAGCCGGAGGAGCUGCGCGGUGGGCGGAGCUCCCCUGGUGGGCGGGAGCCUGCGUGUCCGCAGCACCCGUUCCCCCUACUCCUCCUCCCCCCACUCCGCCGAGCACCAAUCCCUGCUCUUCCACUCCCGGCCCGCCAUCCACCCCCCUCUGCCGCCGCCGCCCCCGCUGUCCAGGCGCUACAGCGGGGGGGCCCGCCACGACCGCCGCGCCAUCUCCCUGGAGCUCCCCGAGCUGCCGCCCGCUCCCGCUUCAUCCACCCUCCCCCCAGCGCUGCCCCCGCCCUUACCUCCAGCGCCACCGCCGCCCGCACCACCACCACCUCCUCCUCCUCCUCCUCCUCAACAAGAACCCCUGAGGAGGAGCUUGGGGUCGGGCACGGCGGGCUCCGGCAGCGUGGGCGUGGGGCCGGAGCACCAGGACUGCAACGGCAAGACGGCCCACCCCCACCACCACGCCCUCAUCCUGGCCGAGGUGUUCCCCCAGCUCAAGGCCCGCAAGGACCGCGCCGACACGGACGAGGAGAUCGACUACGGCCUGUGUUUCCGGAUCCACAAGAUGAUGGAGGUGUACAAGCCAGACUGGUGUGAGAGCCGACAGGACUGGUCUGUGUACCUGUUCUCCCCUCAAAACAAUAUCUCCUCCUCCUCCUCCUCCUCCACCUCUUCGUCUCCACAGCACCCCUCCCACAGCGGCUCCUCCCUGGCUACAGCCAGCUCCGACGGCAGCCUGCAGACCACCCUGGAGGAGGGGCUGAGCUUCAGCGUCACCCUGACAGGACACCAGGGCCUCCAGCAGCCCCUACUCUGCCCUUUGCCCCCCAGCCAGCCCCUCUCCUACACCAGUACACCCCCACCGCACACCGCCCAGGCCCAUGGCUCGGCCACACUGCGGGGUCGCAGCACUGCGCUGACCCUCCAGGCCACCAGGGGGCACCAGAGGAGCCAGAGCAGCUGUGGGGGCAGCAUCAGUCCAGGGGGCCUCCGCCAGGACUCCAUGGAUCCCUCGGACGAGGAGGCGGGCACGGGGUCUGGGCGUGGCGGUGCCGGCAGCCAGGCGUUCAACAGCGAGCACCUCUCAGACGUGCUGAGCAGCCUUUCGCUGACGUCGCUGCUCUCUCCGGUCUCUCUGGAGCCCCCUGUGGUGAAGAAGUGUAACAGCACCGGCUCCCUCAAUCAGGCCAACCUGUCCACACGGAGCCAAGAUGGCCGCCAGUGUUGCGGCAUUGAUGCCCAUGGCUACUUGUCCAACCCCUGGGAACAGUACCGGGGAGAGCAAGAUGGCGGAUUUAGCAUGGUGAACAGAGGCAGCGACAGCCAAAUAGCGAACACAAGCCCCAGAAAAAACAGAUGAAAUACCUCUCUCCCUCUCUUUUCCUCUUCUUCCAACUCAAUACUUUCUCCCUCCAUUUGCUAUUCUGGGAUGGCGGAUUGCUGGGCGAGAGACUAUUAACUUGCUGUCCGUGAGGUCCUGCCACUGCUGACAAACUUCCUAUUCCUGUUGCUCAUCACGAAUGGCGAGAUGUCCGUGUGCUCGGUUGGCUGCCGUGGUUUGAAUGUCUCGUCUUUACCGCAGAAGA
This is a messenger RNA of Gadus chalcogrammus (walleye pollock), 4935 nucleotides long. Its product is annotated as voltage-dependent T-type calcium channel subunit alpha-1I-like. The transcript is spliced from 20 exons. Gene Ontology annotation, molecular function: low voltage-gated calcium channel activity; voltage-gated sodium channel activity. NCBI's taxonomy places the organism in Eukaryota, Metazoa, Chordata, Actinopteri, Gadiformes, Gadidae. Gene Ontology annotation, cellular component: neuron projection; plasma membrane; voltage-gated calcium channel complex. The coding region runs from base 258 to 4709 and encodes 1483 amino acids. The record is from RefSeq and is a predicted model, not a curated record. Gene Ontology annotation, biological process: neuronal action potential; sodium ion transmembrane transport; calcium ion transmembrane transport.